AUGUCGAAAUUUGGGGUCCUGGUGAUGGGGCCUGCGGGCGCAGGCAAGACGACGUUCUGUAACGCCUUGAUCCAGCAUCUCCAGAACACGCGGAGGAGCUGCUUCUAUGUGAAUCUGGAUCCGGCGGCGGAGACGUUCAGCUAUGAGCCUGACCUGGACAUCCGCGAGCUGGUGACUCUGGAAGAUGUCAUGGAAGAGCUGGGUCUGGGCCCCAAUGGGGGUCUUAUCUACUGCUUUGAGUUCCUGAUGCAAAACCUCGACUUUCUCACGCAGGCCCUGGAGCCGCUGAGCGAGGAGUAUCUGAUUAUUUUUGACAUGCCCGGUCAGAUCGAGCUGUACACGCACAUCCCGCUGCUGCCGUCGCUGGUGACGUUCCUGAGUCGCCAGGGCCCUCUGAACAUCUCCCUGUGCGCGGCGUAUCUCCUGGAGAGCACGUUUACCAUCGACAAGGCGAAAUUCUUCGCCGGCACGUUGAGCGCCAUGUCCGCUAUGAUCAUGCUCGAGAUGCCGCACAUCAAUAUUUUGAGCAAGAUGGAUCAGAUCAAAGACACGAUUGGGAAACGGCAGUUGAAGCGAUACACCAACGUAGACGUGCAGCUCCUACAGGACGAUGCGGGAUUGGAUGAAGAAAAGGCACGGGAUCCGUCGUCCAAAGACUCCGUGAUGAGCGGAGAAUCAUUCAAGCGGCUGAACAGAGCAGUUGCCCGACUGAUCGAUGAUUUUAGUAUGGUAUCCUUUCUGCAGCUUGACGUACAGGACGAGGACAGUGUCGGAGCCAUCCUCAGCUACAUUGACGACGCCAUCCAGUUCCACGACGCGCAAGAACCGCGGGAGCCGAACGACGAGAAAGAGGUGAAUUGGGAGGAUUCUGAUAUUUGA
Rasamsonia emersonii CBS 393.64 is the source of this 879-nucleotide messenger RNA. RefSeq names its product ATP binding protein. The coding region runs from base 1 to 879 and encodes 292 amino acids. NCBI's taxonomy places the organism in Eukaryota, Fungi, Ascomycota, Eurotiomycetes, Eurotiales, Trichocomaceae. The transcript has a single exon. Gene Ontology annotation, molecular function: GTPase activity; ATP hydrolysis activity. The record is from RefSeq and is a predicted model, not a curated record.